Molecule: messenger RNA, 1133 nt
Organism: Poecilia latipinna (sailfin molly)
Lineage: Eukaryota; Metazoa; Chordata; Actinopteri; Cyprinodontiformes; Poeciliidae
Product: GTPase IMAP family member 4-like
Exons: 3
Molecular function (GO): GTP binding
Source: RefSeq, a predicted model, not a curated record
ACAGACGAGAGACACAAAGUCACUGAAAUCAAUAUUGUUCUUAUUGGCCACAAAUGCUCUGGAAAAAGUAAAGCUGGAAAUCUGGUUCUUUUCAACAAGAGCUUCAAUAUAAACUUUGAGAGAGCUUGGUUGAAAAAGAACAAAGAAGAUCAGAGAGAAACUUCAACGUGUGUGAAACAUGAAGGAAACUUUGAUGGAGUAAAAGUCUCAGUUGUUGAAACUCCAGGCUGGUUCUCAGACCCAACACCACCUGACUGGAUCAAAGAUGAAGUUCUCCACAGUGUCUCCAUGUGUUCUCCUGGACCUCAUGUUUUUCUCCUGCUUGUUCCCAUCCUCAGAUCUUUCACAGAGAAAGAUCUCAAAGCUCUGGUGGAGAUCAUGAAGCCAUUAACAGAGAGAGUGUGGAGACGCUGCAUGGUGGUUUUUACCCGGGGAGACUGGAUCAGUGACGUCCCUGUAGAGAAUUACAUUGUCAGAGAGGGAAAGGAGCUCCAGGAGCUUCUGGAGAAAUGUGGGAACAGAUACCAUGUUCUAAAAGACUGUGUUUCUGAUUAUCCUGGUCAUAUCAAAGAACUGUUCCAAAAAAUUAUUAAUAUGAUAAAACAAAACACAGAAUGUUUCACAUUUAAAGCCAAAGAAAAAAAACCUCAGAUUCUACCAUGGCAAGCAAAACAGAUAGAAGAAGAAUGGAAAAGGAGAGAACAGGAGCUGAUAGAGAGAGUGAUGAAAGCUUUAUCAAAGGAACCAGAAGAACCAACAGAACCUCAUGUGAGAACAGCAGAGAGCAAAGAUGAUGGUAACAUUCCUGACAUGAGUGGAGAUGUUGCCUCAGGAUAUGAGAGCAUUUCAGAGAACAGGAGACGACGAGGACAUGAUGACAUUGCUGAAUGGCUGAAUAACGGAGUGAGAAAGUCAGAGAUCAGCUCUGGGAUUGAGAGCAUUUCUUCCUCAAAUACUUACAUUGAAAACUUUGAUGAAAAUUCUGAAAUCAAUUAAAGUGAACAUACAAAUGUAAGAAAAUGGACAAGACUGAUGAAAGUUCCAUAAUUGCAGCAAAUCAACCAAAAAUUUAUUUCACUGAAAAAAAGAAAGAACCUCUGAACAUGUUCUUAAACACCACAAAGAUUCAACGC